CCUUCACUUCUUCACUCAAAACAAUCUUUCAUUCUUCCAAUUCUCAAAAAAGAAGAAGUCAUCUCUCUCUCAAGAUCUUGAAGCUUUCUCUAUGGCAACCAUGGCAUCAACCUUGGCCUCCUCUGUUGUUGUUUCCAAGACCAAUUUCUUGGACACCCACAAAUCAUCCUUCUCUGGUAUCCCUCUUUUUUCACAAGUUAGACUUAAACCUGUUAAAUCCGCCCAACAAAACAUGACCAUUUCCAUGUCUGCUGAUUCCUCUCCUCCUCCUUAUGAUCUUAACGCUUUCACUUUCAACCCAAUCAAGGAAUCCAUCGUUUCUCGCGAGAUGACACGUAGGUACAUGACCGACAUGAUCACCUAUGCUGACACUGAUGUCGUCAUCGUUGGCGCUGGCUCUGCUGGUCUCUCUUGUGCUUAUGAAAUCAGCAAGAACCCUAACGUUCAGGUGGCCAUACUUGAGCAAUCAGUGAGCCCUGGUGGAGGUGCCUGGCUAGGAGGACAACUCUUCUCGGCCAUGGUUGUGCGUAAGCCAGCACAUCUCUUCUUGAACGAGCUAGGCAUAGACUAUGACGAGCAAGACAACUACGUGGUCAUCAAACAUGCUGCCUUGUUCACCUCAACCAUCAUGAGCAAGCUUUUGGCCAGGCCAAACGUGAAACUCUUCAAUGCUGUUGCAACAGAGGACCUUAUUGUGAAGAACGGAAGAGUUGGUGGUGUUGUCACUAACUGGUCUUUGGUUUCUCAGAACCACGACACACAAUCUUGCAUGGACCCCAACGUUAUGGAGGCUAAGAUUGUGGUCAGCUCCUGUGGCCACGACGGUCCCAUGGGUGCCACUGGUGUUAAGAGGCUUAAGAGCAUUGGCAUGAUCAACCAUGUUCCUGGGAUGAAAGCUUUGGACAUGAACGCUGCUGAGGAUGCAAUUGUUAGACUUACCAGAGAGGUUGUACCUGGAAUGAUUGUUACUGGGAUGGAAGUUGCUGAAAUUGACGGAGCACCAAGAAUGGGACCAACUUUUGGAGCUAUGAUGAUAUCAGGGCAGAAGGCAGCACACCUUGCGCUAAGGGCAUUGGGAUUGCCUAAUGCACUCGACGGGACAGCAGAGUCAAGCAUUCAUCCGGAGCUUAUCUUGGCUGCAGCUGAUGAUGCUCAGACAGCAGAUGCUUAAAAUCUUGAAUGUAUAAUAUUUCUCUAAAAAAGAUUAGUUUUUCCUAGGUGAGCGUGGUUUGUGGUUGAGAGAAAUUGGCAAGGGGGAUGAAUAAAAGUCUGCAGGAUGAAUGUCACUGUGUACCUUUGGCUGUUUCAUGUCUAUUCUUCUUUUCUUUUGAUUCACUUCGAGGUCAAAACUUUGAUGUGAAAAAGUUGUAGAUUGUAGAUUUUCGUUAAAUAAUGCUAUGGGCCUUUUGGCGUGGUUUUGGUA
This is a messenger RNA of Nicotiana tabacum (common tobacco), 1423 nucleotides long. RefSeq names its product thiamine thiazole synthase, chloroplastic-like. The record is from RefSeq and is a predicted model, not a curated record. Gene Ontology annotation, biological process: thiamine biosynthetic process. Lineage: Eukaryota; Viridiplantae; Streptophyta; Magnoliopsida; Solanales; Solanaceae.